This is a messenger RNA of Manihot esculenta (cassava), 2371 nucleotides long. RefSeq names its product transcription factor MTB3. The record is from RefSeq and is a predicted model, not a curated record. Gene Ontology annotation, molecular function: protein dimerization activity; DNA-binding transcription factor activity; transcription cis-regulatory region binding. Gene Ontology annotation, cellular component: nucleus. Bases 660 to 2171 code for a protein of 503 amino acids. Gene Ontology annotation, biological process: regulation of DNA-templated transcription. Lineage: Eukaryota; Viridiplantae; Streptophyta; Magnoliopsida; Malpighiales; Euphorbiaceae. The transcript has a single exon.
AGUGGCCAACGGGGACCGCUGCUGCGGUGGUACCACAAAUAUACCAUCCAGUGGGUGGCAAUUUAGGAAAAAAUUAUUAUGCAAUGCAGAGGAGCGCAACAAACCCAACCCUAGACCCUGCCCUUCAGAUCUCAUCUCUAAAGUUUUCUUAAAAUUUUCACGCCUCUAAUUCGUCUAUCUUCAACUUCUGCAACCCUGCUUGCAACCCCAUAAUAAUCUCGGGUAAGAUUCCCUUUUGCUUCUCUUGGGUAACUGUUUCGGAUUCUGCCUGUCACGGGACAAGUUGGUUUGCAAGUUUAGCUUCAUUCUCUUUCUCUACUUGGGUAUUUUCUUAGGUUUGAUUUCCUGAAAUUCUAUUCAGUUUGCAGUAUGUGUGUCAAUUUAUUGGGUUUCAAAUGAAUUACUCAAGGGUCUGAGUAUAGUGGCGUGGGUAAAGCUAUAGUUGUGAGUUUGUGAAUCGACUUGUAGAUUUGAUUAGUAGUCUAUGGUUUUGGAGAAUUUAAUGAGAUGAACGCAGUUAGAUUUCUGGGUUUUGUAAAAUUAGAGUGAGAAUUAGUUGUUUGUGUGAGAUACAGUUAGGAGAAUUUGUUUUUUUUUUUUGUAAACUGCAGUUUUUGGGAAUUUCCUGUACGUGUGAGACAAUUGUGUAAAGGGGAAUCAUGGGUGAGAAAUUUUUAUUGAAUGAAGAAAAGGCCAUGGUAGAAUCCUUAUUAGGUAUGGAGGCUUGCGAAUUUUUGAUCGCAUCUGCUUCUAACAAUGUAAUGGCAGAUUUGGUUUCUCCUCCUAGUAAUUUGGGUGUGCAGCAGGGGUUGUGCCAGCUUGUAGAUUGUUCCAAUUGGAAUUAUGCAAUUCUCUGGUAUGCAUCCAGCUUGAAAUCUGGUGGGUCCAUCUUGUCUUGGGGUGAUGGGGUUUGCCGAAAUCCCCAGGGCGGUGGAGCUGGAGAGGGGAGGGAUAGCAAAUUUGAGGCAGCUGAGAAAAGAGAAGAAGUGAAGAAGAUUGUGCUUCAAAAGCUGCAUGCAUGCUUUAAUAUGUCAGAUGGUGAUAAUUAUGCAGCCAGUUUGGAUGGGGUUUCAGAUGUGGAACUUUUUUACCUAAUUUCGAUGUAUUUUACUUUCCGGUGUGAUUCAUCAUAUACUCCUGCAGAGUCGUAUAAGUCUGGUAGAUCAAUUUGGGCUUCAGAUGUGGUUAGUUGUUUAGAGCAGUAUCAGUUAAGAUCAGUUUUGGCAAGGUCAGCUGGACUCCAAACGGUAGUCUUCUUACCUGUUAAGUGUGGAGUUGUAGAGCUCGGUUCAAUCAAGUCCAUACCUGAAGAGCAUAAUCUUGUGGAAAGGGCAAAAACUAUCUUUGGGGUAUCAAAUGCUGUGCAGGCGAGAGCAUGUCCAAAAAUUUUUGGCCAUGAACUAAGUUUGGGUGGCACAAAAUCCCGAUCAAUUAGUAUUAACUUCUCUCCAAAAGUUGAAGAUGAUCUGGUUUUUGCUUCAGAAUCUUAUGCAGAAGCAAUAGGCACUAAUCCAGUUUAUGGAAGUACUUCUAAUGGCUGCACUGGCGACGCUAAUGAAGCAAAACUGUUUCCACAUUUGAACCAAAUGAAUCUUUCGGGUUUCAAUGCUGAAACUAUGGUCACUGGUUUGGAGCAGCCUAAGGAUGAUCUGUCUCCUCAGCUAGAUGAACGAAAACCAAGGAAGAGAGGGAGAAAGCCUGCAAAUGGGCGGGAAGAGCCACUGAAUCAUGUUGAAGCAGAGCGACAGAGGAGGGAGAAGCUCAACCAGAGAUUCUAUGCAUUAAGAGCUGUUGUCCCCAAUAUUUCUAAAAUGGACAAGGCCUCUCUACUUGGUGAUGCUAUUACCUAUAUCACUGAUCUCCAGAUGAAGAUUAGAGUUUUGGAAACUGAGAAGGAGAUGACUAACAAUAGACGAAAGCAACCAUCAGUCCCAGAGAUUGAUUUCCAGUCAAGACAGGAAGAUGCAGUAGUGAGGUUGAGUUGUCCUUUGGAUGCUCACCCAGUUUCUAGGAUCCUAGAAACAUUCCAAGAACAUCAAAUUACUGCUCAAGAGUGUAAUGUGUCCACCACAACGGAGAAUGAUAAGAUCAUCCACACAUUCUCUAUCCGGACUCAAAGUGGUGUCGCUGAGCAGUUGAAGGAGAAACUGGAGACUGCCCUUUCUAAAUGAACUCUUUGUACAGUUGUAUUUGUAAUUUCAGUCCCUCCCAUGCAUAUUAUCGCCAAAAGUAAGGGGGGGAGGUUAUUGAGGCUGUAACUAACAAUUUGACUGUUAGCUGGUGCCGUUAAUGUUCUGUAAUCAAACUUCUUGUUGUUGUAUGAACUUAUAUCAAAUUUUAAGACAUGGAAUUGGUAAUCCCUGUUAUGAUC